CCCGCCUCGGGCAGCGCCCCGCACCGCCGGCACGUCAGACGCCCUCUUUUUCCCUGAAAACUUUCUAGACGGCCAUGCAAUCUAUGGUUCCCGAGACUGGGGAACCUCUGUCGAGCCUGCUCAAAAUGAUUUCGAAGCAGUUCCCACCGGAAGAAUAGCCAUGAUAAUCAAUCCCAAGGUUUUCUCUCCAAAAUCCAGAAAAGCUUGACGGCCAGAAGAGGGCACCAGAUCUCAUUACAGAUGGUUGUGAGCCACCAUGUGGUUGCUGGGAAUUGAACUCAGGACUUCUGGAAAAGCAGCCAGUGCUCUUAACCUCUGAGCCAUCUCUUCAGCCCUGGACCAGACAAACUUGACUAGAAAAGAAGCCCGGACCGGGGUUAGGAUGAGCGAUGACGUAGCACACUCUCCAGCCAAUUGAAAGAGCACGAGAAGCGGAGGGCGGAAGUGACGAGAGAUAUCCCUCCGCAGGGCGAGAGGGUCGGUGGGGGGAGUCGGCGUCUCUCUCCCCCGCGCCAGCUCCCGUACACGGAGCCGCAUUCCUUGGCCCCCCCCACCCCCUCCCUCGGGGCCCCCCGCCCCCCUCGGGAAAAAAAUCCACCCCAAUCACUCGAACCCGAGGGAGGCUUCCUUUCACCCUCGGGGAGAGGAGCUUUCAACGGUUCCCUCUUCAGCGUCUCCCCCCCGAGCCCCCGUCCCCUCCCCUGCUCCCACCCCCCUACUCCCGGCGCCGGGUGCAAGGUCCCUUUAAGGCGACGGCGCCUUCCUCGGGUCAGACUACCGGCGGCGACGACCACGGGAGCAUGGCGGACACCGACCUGUUUAUGGAAUGUGAGGAGGAGGAACUGGAGCCAUGGCAGAAAAUCAGCGAUGUCAUUGAGGACUCUGUAGUAGAAGACUACAAUUCAGUGGAUAAAACUACUCCAGUUUCUGUGAGCCAGCAGCCAAUCUCAGCUCCAGUGCCCAUUGCUGCCCAUGCUUCUGUUGCUGGGCACCUCUCUACAUCCACUACUGUUAGUAGCAGUGGGGUGCAGAACAGCGACAGUGCAAAGAAGACUCUUGUCACACUAAUUGCCAACAACAAUGCUGGUAAUACUUUGGUUCAACAAGGUGGUCAGCCACUCAUUCUGACCCAGAAUCCAGCACCAGGACUGGGAACAAUGGUUACUCAACCAGUAUUGAGACCUGUCCAGGUCAUGCAGAAUGCCAAUCAUGUGACUAACUCCUCUGUGGCCUCACAGCCUAUAUUCAUCACUACCCAGGGAUUUCCUGUAAGGAAUGUUCGACCCGUACAAAAUGCAAUGAAUCAGGUUGGGAUUGUACUGAAUGUACAGCAAGGACAAACAGUCAGACCAAUUACACUGGUCCCAGCCCCAGGUACACAGUUUGUUAAGCCGACAGUUGGCGUCCCACAGGUGUUCUCUCAGAUGACCCCCGUGAGGCCAGGCUCCACAGUGCCUGUGAGGCCCACCACCAACACCUUCACCACCGUCAUCCCAGCUACUCUCACCAUCCGAAGCACUGUCCCACAGUCCCAGUCCCAGCAGACCAAGUCCACUCCCAGCACGUCCACUACGCCCACUGCCACACAGCCGACCUCCCUGGGGCAGCUAGCUGUGCAGCCUCUGGGCCAGUCCAACCAGACCUCGAAUCCCAAACUAGCUCCCUCCUUCCCCUCUCCACCUGCAGUGAGCAUUGCCAGCUUUGUCACUGUGAAACGACCUGGGGUUACAGGUGAAAAUAGCAACGAAGUGGCCAAAUUGGUGAAUACUCUAAACACUGUCCCUUCCCUGGGCCAGAGUCCUGGGCCAGUGCUGGUGUCCAACAACAGUUCUGCUCAAAGAACCAGUGGACCCGAAUCUUCAGUGAAAGUGACCUCUUCCAUCCCAGUGUUUGACCUCCAGGACGGUGGACGGAAAAUAUGUCCACGAUGCAAUGCUCAGUUCCGUGUCACUGAAGCUUUGAGAGGUCACAUGUGUUACUGCUGCCCUGAAAUGGUUGAGUACCAGAAGAAAGGCAAGUCCCUCGAUGCAGAGCCCAAUGUUCCAUUGGCAGCAAAGUCCUCAUCCCCUGAGAAGACAGCACCUGUUACUUCCACACCCUCCUCUACACCUAUUCCUGCUCUCUCACCAUCCACCAAAGUACCAGAGCCAAAUGAGAAUGCUGGAGAUGGCGUCCAGACCAAGCUUAUUAUGCUGGUGGAUGACUUUUAUUAUGGACGGGAUGGGGGCAAGGUAGCCCAGCUAACAAACUUUCCUAAGGUUGCUACGUCUUUCCGAUGCCCUCAUUGUACUAAAAGGCUAAAAAACAACAUUCGAUUCAUGAACCAUAUGAAGCACCACGUGGAACUCGACCAGCAGAACGGCGAGGUGGAUGGUCACACUAUCUGCCAACACUGUUACCGCCAGUUCUCCACCCCCUUCCAGCUCCAGUGCCACUUGGAAAAUGUCCAUAGCCCCUACGAGUCUACUACCAAGUGCAAGAUCUGUGAGUGGGCAUUUGAGAGCGAGCCACUGUUUCUCCAGCAUAUGAAGGACACUCAUAAGCCUGGAGAGAUGCCUUAUGUUUGUCAGGUGUGUCAGUAUCGCUCCUCCCUCUACUCUGAGGUAGAUGGCCAUUUUCGGAUGAUUCAUGAAGAUACUCGGCAUUUGCUCUGCCCGUAUUGCCUGAAAGUCUUCAAAAAUGGCAAUGCGUUCCAGCAGCACUACAUGAGGCACCAGAAGAGAAAUGUUUAUCACUGCAACAAAUGCCGGCUACAGUUUCUCUUUGCCAAGGACAAAAUUGAACACAAGCUUCAGCACCAUAAAACCUUCCGUAAACCUAAGCAACUGGAAGGCUUGAAACCAGGCACCAAGGUAACAAUCCGGGCUUCUCGGGGGCAGCCACGAACUGUUCCUGUGUCAAAUGAUACGUCUUCUAGCACCUUACAGGAGGCCGCACCACUGACCUCCUCCACUGACCCCUUGCCAGUCUUCCUUUAUCCCCCUGUCCAGCGCAACAUCCAGAAGAGAGCUGUGAGGAAAAUGAGCGUCAUGGGCCGGCAGACAUGUCUGGAGUGCAGCUUUGAGAUCCCGGAUUUCCCUAAUCAUUUCCCAACCUACGUGCACUGCUCUCUCUGCCGCUACAGCACCUGCUGCUCUCGAGCUUAUGCCAACCACAUGAUCAACAAUCAUGUUCCACGGAAGAGCCCCAAGUAUUUGGCUUUGUUUAAAAAUUCUGUAAGUGGAAUCAAGCUGGCUUGCACUUCGUGCACCUUUGCUACCUCUGUGGGAGAUGCCAUGGCCAAGCAUUUAGUGUUCAAUCCCUCUCACAGAUCCAGCAGCAUCUUACCACGGGGGCUCACUUGGAUGCCUCACUCAAGGCCUGGCCAGACUCCUGAACGAGCGUAUGAUCGGAAUCUGAAGAACAUGUAUCUUCCACCUCCCUUCCCCCCUAACAAAGCAGCCACUGUGAAACCUGUAGGGGCCACCCCAGCAGAACCGCAAGAGCUCACAGCUCCUCUGGCCCAGGCACUUCCAUCACCAGCCUCAACUGCAACCCCACCAGCAACCCCUACUCACCCACAGCCCUUGUCCCUACCGCCCUUGGCCACAGAGGGAGCUGAAUGUCUGAAUGUCGAGGAGCAGGAUGAAGGAAACCCCGUAACCCAGGAACCUGAACUGGCAUCUGGUGGUGGAGGCGGCAGUGGGGUUAGCAAGAAAGAGCAGCUGUCUGUGAAGAAGCUGCGGGUGGUGCUGUUCGCCCUGUGCUGCAACACAGAACUGGCAGCUGAGCACUUCCGAAACCCCCAGCGUCGGAUCCGUCGUUGGCUUCGACGCUUCCAGGCCUCUCAGGGAGAGAAUUUAGAGGGCAAAUAUCUCAGCUUUGAGGCAGAAGAGAAACUGGCCGAGUGGGUGCUGAUCCAGAGAGAGCAACAGCUGCCUGUAAAUGAGGAAACCUUGUUUCAGAAGGCCACCAAAAUAGGACGCUCUUUGGAGGGGGGGUUUAAGAUAUCCUACGAGUGGGCUGUGCGUUUCAUGCUACGGCACCACCUCACCCCCCACGCCCGGCGAGCUGUAGCCCACACAUUACCGAAGGAUGUAGCAGAAAAUGCAGAACUCUUUAUUGAGUUUGUACAGCGGCAGAUUCACAAUCAGGACCUACCUUUGUCUAUGAUUGUGGCUAUUGAUGAGGUCUCCUUGUUUCUGGACACAGAAGUACUGAACAGUGAUGACCGAAAGGAGAAUGCUCUGCAGACAGUGGGCACAGGGGAGCCUUGGUGUGAUGUAGUGCUGGCUAUCCUGGCAGAUGGCACUGUCCUCCCCACCCUGGUUUUCUUCCGAGGACAAGUGAAUCGGCCUGCUAAUGUGCCAGACUCUAUAUUGCUAGAGGCCAAAGAGAGCGGCUACAGUGAUGAUGAGAUCAUGGAGCUUUGGUCAUCCCGUGUGUGGAAGAAGCACACAGCUUGUCAGCACGGCAAAGGCAUGCUGGUGAUGGACUGUCACCGCACUCACUUGUCAGAAGAGGUACUGGCCCUGCUCAGUGCCUCUAACACGCUGCCUGCUGUGGUUCCUGCAGGCUGUAGCUCUAAGAUCCAGCCAUUGGACGUAUGCAUCAAACGAACUGUUAAGAACUUCCUGCACAAAAAGUGGAAGGAGCAGGCUCGGGAAAUGGCAGAUACUGCCUGUGAUUCUGAUGUCCUGCUUCAGCUGGUGCUGAACUGGCUGAGUGAGGUGCUGGGUGUCAUUGGGGACUCCCCAGAGCUAGUCCAGCGGUCCUUCCUUGUGGCUAGUGUUGUGCCAGGUCCUGAUGGCAAUGUUAACUCACCUACACGCAACGCUGACAUGCAGGAGGAGCUCAUUGUCUCCCUAGAGGAGCAGCUGAAGCUGAGUGGAGAACGGUCUGAGGAGCCGUCGGCUUCCACCCCCCGACCCAGAUCGUCUCCUGAAGAGACAGUUGAUCCUGAAAGCCUUCACCAGCUCUUUGAGGGGGAAAGUGAGACGGAGUCCUUCUAUGGCUUUGAGGAAGCUGACCUAGAUCUGAUGGAGAUUUAGGAGCAUAUGGAGUUGGGUAGGAAGGCUGAGGGAGGGUAGAGGGACUUAGAGAAAGGGGGGUACCAGUGGAGUACUUGGUUUAUAUUUCUAAUUUUAUGCCACCACUCCCCUGACAUUGAUACUUCCUGUGAAUUUGUGGGUUAUUAGAAAGCCAGUAGUGAUCACUUCUGAGCCGAGGAGCUGGCCCAUUGGUUACUUCUAAAAACAGGUUUUUGUGACUUUUUUUUUCCUUCCUCUUCUUUAAUUUAAAUCACUGUGUUUGCUAUUUUUCUGACAAAAAUCUAGGAAAACAAUCCUUUGUGGACAGAUAUUAAAUUGUUUUGUUUCCCCUUUUACCUCAAUUGUAUCAUAGUAUUUCUGGGUUUUGUUUGUUUUACUGUGUGGCCAAUGUCUUUGGGCAUGAUACUUAUCUAAUCAUUGUUAAUGUGAGAACUUUUCUGCAAAUGGGAAAGAAAAAAUAUGUAGCUCACAAACUGGUUUAUUACAUAUGUGGAUAAACUUUUUUCAUUGUGGUCUUUAACACUUUUAUAUAAAAAUGAAAAUGAAAAAAGAAUCCCAUUGACCUCUUUCCUUCUCGCUUCCCCUCCUCUGCAGAGCUGUUGGUUCCUACAGCAACUCUGGGUAUAAGAUUGUGGCUUUGCAGUGCGUGAGGCCACCUUGACUCCUCCACCAAAACACAACAGAAACAAUAUUUUUUGCAUUUGUGACCUUUGACCCCUUUCCUGAUUUUCACGCUGUCCUUUACUCUGGGCAAAGGAGAACAUUUGUGUCCCUAGCAAGCAAGAGGUACUGGGUGAGGUGACCAAACAGUAUUGAGGUGGAAGCCAUCCCUAGUCUGUCUUCCAUCAACAAGCCCCUGCUGCUUUACCUUUGUCCUGACUGCACACCUGCCGAAGACAUCACCGGUACCGACUGGCAUGUGUUAAGUGUUGAAAAGGACAGACUGCGUGAACUCCUGCUGACCCCUGGCUUUCCCGUUUCUCUCAGUGCUUAGAGAAGAAACUGGUGUGAGAAAAAAGCAUAGAGGUGUGCACAGAGAAAGACACGAAUCUUUAUUUUUCACUGCCAACUUCAAGAAAAAUUUUUCUACAGUUUGCAUGAUGGAUUUUUUUUUUUUAAAAGAGAUGUACUUAUGGUGAUAAACCAAAAUGUACUGUACCAUAGAGGAAAAAAAAAGAACAAAAACCAAGUCUACCUUUCCCACAGCCACACCAUUCUUGUCCACCCUGAGGCUUCCGGCAAUGUUUCCUCCUGUGAGCCAACCUCCUGUGAGCCAAGGAGGCAACCUGCACAAGCUUGUAAGUGGUUCACCUUUACAGUGUACAUAAGUGGAGCAUUUAAUAAAAUGAGAGGAAAUGGAUUUAUAAACUUUUUUUUAUGUGCCCCUGUUUAAUAGAAUUUCAUAGACUGGGAGAUAGUCAGGAUGUGGCGCCUGGUGGUACAAGUGUGGUAUUCCUUACCACCUUCUCCCCGCAGUUUUUAUAACAUAGUGAACAGGACUGAUCCCAGAAGUUUGGCCAGCUCUGAACCCUUGGCGUUGGAGAUCUGAACGGAGGAUUCACCUUUGCUUCUCUUCCCCAGCUUUUUGCUCAAUGCCAUUUUAUUGAUGGACUGUACUACAACGCCAGCUGCCUUUGAGAGAGCUGAACUGUAAGUGGUCAUUCAGCCCACACCCUAGUCCUCUUCUGUUGUCUGCAGCAGCCACAGCCUUAGUGGAGCUGGGUUCCUGGCCUUCUGCACAUUGACUUUGGAUGGGUAGUUUUUUUUUUUUUAAGGUCAUGGUAACAGUGGAUCUGCUGGGUUUUGGCAAGCAAGUUGUCUUUGUGGACUCUGCCUGCAUGGCUUAGUAGUAGGAG
This is a messenger RNA of Chionomys nivalis (European snow vole), 6886 nucleotides long. It is a transcript of the gene Pogz, whose product is annotated as pogo transposable element derived with ZNF domain. The transcript is spliced from 22 exons. Gene Ontology annotation, molecular function: RNA polymerase II cis-regulatory region sequence-specific DNA binding; DNA-binding transcription factor activity, RNA polymerase II-specific. Gene Ontology annotation, biological process: regulation of DNA-templated transcription. The coding region runs from base 801 to 5030 and encodes 1409 amino acids. Lineage: Eukaryota; Metazoa; Chordata; Mammalia; Rodentia; Cricetidae. The record is from RefSeq and is a predicted model, not a curated record.